Equus quagga is the source of this 2527-nucleotide messenger RNA. It is a transcript of the gene POLA2, whose product is annotated as DNA polymerase alpha 2, accessory subunit. Gene Ontology annotation, cellular component: alpha DNA polymerase:primase complex. The record is from RefSeq and is a predicted model, not a curated record. Lineage: Eukaryota; Metazoa; Chordata; Mammalia; Perissodactyla; Equidae. Bases 378 to 2174 code for a protein of 598 amino acids. Gene Ontology annotation, molecular function: DNA binding. Gene Ontology annotation, biological process: DNA replication initiation; DNA replication. The transcript has 18 exons.
CUCGCGCAUGCGCGCGCUGCGCAAACCAUUUGGCGGGUUUUUCUUUGCUGAUCUAUUCUGUUCCCGUCAUUGAGAUGCUCAGCGGUAGCUUUUAGGAACCAGGACGUUCUCCCAGGGGAGCGACUUCCCGAGAUUUCUGCUCCCGUCCUUCGGGCGUUUGGGGGCUUCCUCCACACUAAAAAAAAAAAGUGUUUCUCCGUGACUGACGGCUGGGCCUUCUGGUCGCUUGAGGUCUUGGGCCAUUUGGUCACCUUCUGUCUUGGUCCCCCGGAGGUUGCAAAGAUCAGAGGGACCUCGUCGUGCUCAUCGAUCUCCACUCCCGUGAUUUCUUGGACUCGGGUUGGAGCUGGCUGGGCCCGGCCCCCAACUGGGUCGCCAUGGCCGUGUCGGCCCAGCGCCUGCUGGAGGAGUUGCAGAUCUUCGGCCAGGACUGCGAGGAGGAGCUCAUCGAGAAAUUGUUAGAGCUGUGCGUCUACUAUGGACAGAAAGAGGAGGAGAUGGUGGAUGAGCUGAUUGCCUUCUGCACCAGCACACAUAAAGCUAACAUUACCUCAGAGACCCUGAACUCUUUUGAGCAUGAGUUUCUGAGCAAAAGAUUGUCCAAAGCCCGGCACAGUGCCUCCAAGGACAGUGGCCAUGCGGGAGCAAGAGACAUCGUUUCCAUACAAGAGCUAAUUGAAGUGGAGGAAGAAGAGGAGACCCUCUUGAACUCUUAUACCACACCCUCUAAGGGUUCUCAGAAGCGAGCUGUCAUCACCCCAGAAUCCUCCCUAACAAAAAGGAGGGUGUCUGCUCGGAGCCCCCACCAGCUCCUCUCACCGUCGAGCUUCUCUCCGAGUGCUACUCCUUCUCAGAAGUACAACUCGAGAAAUAACCGGGGAGAAGUGGUCACCUCCUUUGGCUCGGCACAGGGAAUGUCGUGGUCCGGGAGAGGAGGAGCCGGCAACAUCAGCUUGAAGGUCGUGGGGUGUCCAGAGUCCCUCACCGGGAGCUACAAAUCGAUGUUUCAGAAGCUCCCAGACAUUCGAGAAGUUCUGACCUGUAGGAUAGAAGAACUUGGCAGUGAACUCAAGGAACAUUACAAGAUUGAGGCUUUCACUCCUGUUCUAGCCCCAGCACAAGAGCCUGUCAUUCUGCUGGGCCAGAUUGGCUGUGACAGCAACGGGAAGCUGAACAGUAAGUCAGUGAUUCUUGAGGGGGACCGGGAACAUUCCUCAGGCGCUCAAAUUCCAGUGGAUUUAUCUGAACUCAAAGAAUAUUCUCUGUUUCCUGGACAGGUUGUAAUAAUGGAAGGAAUCAACACGACUGGUAGAAAACUUGUGGCCACCAAACUCUACGAGGGUGUGCCACUUCCAUUCCUUCAGCCCACCGAAGAGGAUAGAGAUUUUGAGCAAAGCAUGGUGCUGGUGGCCUGUGGGCCAUACACCACAUCUGACAGCAUCACGUAUGAGCCCCUGCUUGACCUGAUCGCAAUCAUCAACCGCGACCGGCCGGACGUCUGCGUCCUGUUUGGACCUUUCCUGGAUGCUAAGCAUGAGCAGGUGGAGAGCUGUCUCCUGACGAGUCCGUUUGAAGAUGUUUUCAAGCAAUGUCUACGCACAAUCAUCGAAGGGACACGAAGCUCCGGCUCCCACCUCGUCUUUGUCCCCUCACUGAGAGAUGUGCACCACGAGCCCGUGUACCCACAGCCACCUUUCAGCUACUCUGAGCUGCCUCAAGAGGACAAAAAGCGAGUCCACUUCCUGUCCGAGCCCUGCAGCUUCUCCAUAAACGGCGUGAUCUUUGGCUUGACAUCCACAGACGUUCUGUUCCACAUGGGGGCCGAGGAGAUCAGUAGUUCUUCCGGAACGUCUGACAGAUUCAGCCGGAUCCUCAAGCACAUCCUGACCCAGAGAAGCUACUACCCGCUCUACCCUCCCCAGGAGGACAUGGCCAUCGACUACGAGAAUUUCUACGCCUACGCCCAGCUGCCUGUCACCCCAGAUGUCUUCAUAAUCCCGUCAGAGCUGAGAUACUUUGUGAAGGACAUCCUCGGCUGUGUCUGUGUGAACCCCGGGCGCCUCACCAAAGGGCAGGUGGGGGGCACCUUUGGCCGACUCUACCUCAGGAGGCAGACUGCGGAGGGCGAGGGGAGGCGGAGCCCCUGUGUGGCUGCUCAGGUGGUCCGGAUCUGAGGAUCCGGUCCUUUAUCGCCCCCCACUGCAAGGGCCCCCGCAGACGUCCGACUGCCCCGGCGUAGGUCUCUGACAAGAUCCCAACUGUUGGAAGGUGAAGGAGAGGAGGCAGCCAGCUGGGGAAGAGGCCGCGGGGAGGGGGCCCAGCAGGGAAGGCCUCGUGCAGCUGGACCCCAACUCGGAGUUGAGCUUUUCUGGAAGAAAGCUCUUGUUUUUUCAUGGAGACGCGGAGUCCAGGGCGAACUGGCUGUGGAUGCAGCAUGCUCAGAAAAGGCAAGAAGGCCUCAUGAUUUUUUACAUGAAUCAGACACAGAAACAACUUUUGGAGAAAUAAAAAUAAAUUCUGAGUGUAA